AUGACCGUCGCACAGUCCAUCUCUCUCUGGAACGAUUUCGCGGCCAAAAACGGGGAUUUGGAGUUCGUUUGGCUGCAAUUCAUGUCCUACAGAAGCCUAGUCUAUACUCGGAUUUUCCCUAUAGCCAAAUUCAAGUCCAUGGUCGGGAAUGGGCGAUUCAUUGCCAUCCCUAAAGUUGCGUUCCACGUGGGACCAGGCGAUGUGAUUGCGGAAGGGGUUCCGCCAUCGGGGAAAUUCUGGCUGCAGCCAGAUUUCGAGACGGUCUAUUGUCAGCCUGGUUCCAAGGGGUCCCGGGCGGUCAUCAUGUGCGACUGCGUAAAUGACGAAGGCGUCCCAAUCGGCGAUUGUGCGCGGUCGCGGUUGCAGGAGCUGGAGAAGAUCUUGAUGGCGGAGUUGGGCUUCUCAGCAUUGGUCGGGUUCGAGGUUGAGGUGGUGUUUAUGCGAGCCAAGAAGGAGAAUGGAGGAACGCAGUACGCAAUGACCAACUACGAGCACUCCUGGUCCAGCAUGACGACCGAAGACGAAUCAUUGGUGGGAAUGUUAGAGGCCAUCUCACGUACGCUAGCAACGGUAGAUGUGCCCCUGGAGCAGUUCCAUGCCGAAGCAGCACCGGGCCAGUGGGAGUUUGUCCUGCCUCCUGCGCGGCCGGCACGGGCCGUGGACACGCUGAUCAAGGCGCGCGAUGUCAUCAAACGAGUUGCAGGAUCAUUUGGGUACCAUGCCACGCUCUAUUCGCGUCCGUCUCCCGCGCAUGCGGGUAGCGGGGCUCAUGUCCAUGUGUCAAUAAACCCGAUACAACAGGAAGCGCGGGAGGGGCUGAAGAGAGCCGAAUCCUUUUUCGCAGGUAUCAUGACCCACAUGCCCGCCGUUCUGGCUUUUUCUCUCCCCAUGGACAUCAGCUACAGUCGUGUCGCCGCAGGCCUCUGGAGCGGCGGCGAGUACGCGUGCUGGGGAUGGGAAAACAAAGAGGUGCCGCUUCGUCGCAUUGAGGGCAACCGUUUCGAAUUCAAGCUCAGUGAUGGGUUUGCGAACCCCUAUCUGGUUCUAUCAGCCAUGUUUGCGGCUGGCAUCGAAGGGAUGCGCAAUCGUGCGCCUCUGCGAGGGGGGGACUGUACCAAGAGUGCAUCGAAACUGUCCGCAAAUGAACGCCGGACUCUGGGAAUAGACACUGUGCUACCAAAGUCCUUGGACGAGAGCCUCUCAGCACUCACACAGGAUCUAGAUCUGCGUAAGCUGUGCGGUGCAGAGCUCAUCGAUGCAUAUCUCUCCGUCAAGCGGACGGAGACAGGACUGUUGCGACAAAUGAACGAGGAGGAUCGAAAGAAUUGGCUGAUCGCAAGAUACUGA
This is a messenger RNA of Aspergillus clavatus NRRL 1, 1347 nucleotides long. RefSeq names its product FluG family protein. The transcript has a single exon. The record is from RefSeq and is a predicted model, not a curated record. Gene Ontology annotation, molecular function: glutamine synthetase activity. NCBI's taxonomy places the organism in Eukaryota, Fungi, Ascomycota, Eurotiomycetes, Eurotiales, Aspergillaceae. Bases 1 to 1347 code for a protein of 448 amino acids.